This is a messenger RNA of Metarhizium acridum CQMa 102, 381 nucleotides long. RefSeq lists its product as uncharacterized. Gene Ontology annotation, biological process: GPI anchor biosynthetic process. The record is from RefSeq and is a predicted model, not a curated record. Gene Ontology annotation, molecular function: mannosyltransferase activity. Gene Ontology annotation, cellular component: mannosyltransferase complex; endoplasmic reticulum membrane. NCBI's taxonomy places the organism in Eukaryota, Fungi, Ascomycota, Sordariomycetes, Hypocreales, Clavicipitaceae.
AUGGAAGCCUACACCCUAGAUACAGUCCUAGAGAAUGACAAGCUCCUCCACUCUCUGAGUGCCUACGCGGCGUCGAGGCCAAAUAUCCAGACAACAAGGCAGUCUACUAUCAUUCCAGAUAGCUCUUCGCUUCUUGUCGAAAUUCACUCCGCGGCUGAUUAUUUCACCGACAACGCGGAACUUAUGACCAACCCUCCACCCGUCCUGGUCGAUCUCAUCCUAGACCCGUUUCUUUUCAACGUCCUUCCCAAGUCGCUGCUGCCCACAGUAGGCUAUCUAAGUCUCCUCGGCAUCGUGACCUGGUUUGCAGCGCGAUGGGUCGCAUCUAGCCUCCAAUCUGUAGCUGAUUUGAUGGAAACCCCAUCCAAGAAGCAGAAUUGA